Messenger RNA from Penicillium malachiteum, 492 nucleotides. RefSeq lists its product as uncharacterized. The transcript is spliced from 3 exons. NCBI's taxonomy places the organism in Eukaryota, Fungi, Ascomycota, Eurotiomycetes, Eurotiales, Aspergillaceae. The coding region runs from base 1 to 492 and encodes 163 amino acids. The record is from RefSeq and is a predicted model, not a curated record.
AUGACACAACCCAAACCCAUCCUGCCACUUCUGAGAUGUAAAACAACCUUGAAGUCAGCACUGGAGGAAGAGGAUGAUAUUCUCCUCGAGCUAGGAUACCCGGAACAACGUAUUGAUUUCGUUCGCGGUGGCAUCGAAAAAAUCGCAUCAUAUCACCUUGGGCUCAGCGCUUCAGAAACUUGUCAGGUUGGAAGUUUCACAGAAUGGGUCCAUGGCAGCUUCAACGUUUGCAUUCCGCUUUAUGUUACCAAACAAGGCCAGCAGUAUCCGGAAAAGCGAGCCCUUAUCAGGUUCCCUCUGCCAUACAAACUGGGGGAAUCUAGGAACCCUGGCAAUGUCGACGAGAAACUUCGUUCAGAAGCUGCAGCUUUCAUCUGGAUGCGUGAGAAUUGUCCUGAAGUACCGAUUCCUCAGUUGUGGGGGUUUGGCCUUGUUGGAGGUGAAUGCUUUACGAAACCUCAGAAUGUCUCCCUUAGAACCAGACUUCUGUGA